GCGUACCCGCGCAUAUUUAAAUAACAAGAGGUUCUCUUUAAAGCAGACGCAGCGGUUUCUCUUCUUGGGUUGCAGAGAUCCUUGUGGAAUUCUCGUCUGAAGUCAAGUAGUCUUUUAUAAUAACGACUUGGUUAUAAAGAGCAUCAGCCUUCAGCCUUGAGUUUCGAUGGAGACUAUGGAGGGAAGGGUGAAUACAUUUUUAAAUGAAAUUGAAAGAGAAGUCACCAGACAAGACUUUGAAAAUUCUUGGAAGAAAAUCCUUAAUGGCAGUGCUGCUGUGACUUUCCUAGCUGUGGUUUUUGGCAUUCUAGGCAAUGGAGCUGUGAUUUGGUUGAUCAUCUUCAAGAUGAAGAGGUCCCACGUCAAUAUAUGGUUUCUGAACCUGGCAAUCUCAGACUUUCUGAUUUUGUUCUUUCAGACCUUCCAGGCGGUUAGUUAUGUCCUAAAAUACUGGCCGUUUGGUGUAUCAUUCUGCAAGCUGACCUUGUAUGUAUCAACCAUCAAUAUCUGUGUCAGUUCUUUCACAUUGUUAGGUAUCAACAUUGACAGGGGUAUCUCAUUGACAAAUCCUUUCUGGGUCCAGAAACACAGACCAAAGAACUGUUCCAAGAUCUGCUGCUUCAUUCUUUGGAUUUUAUUCAUUCUAGCCGGCAUUCCCAUUUUCUUCAUGUGCAUCUCUCCCAAGACUGAACCCGGCAUCUACGAGUCCUUUUGUGGCCUCAACGUUAAUUCUAAUUUGAAAAUUUUCAAUGAGAAAUGUCAACAAGCAAACAAUGAGACACAAUACAGAGUUAUGGAGAUGCUCCAUCCACCGAAUCUGCAGGAGUUUAACUCUACGGCAAGUCGUGUCUACACCGUCUACACCACCAUCUCGGUGUUCUCAUUCAUUCUUCCCCUGAUUAUGACCAUCAUCAGCAACCUGAUGAUAUUUAUCUCAAUGAAAGAGUCUCUUACUAAAAAAUCCUCAAGGAUCUACAGAAUUCUUGUGUCUUCUGUGGCGGUGUUUUUCAUCACCAUGUCGCCCUUGUAUUUAAAUGCCAUGGUCUAUAUGGCUUCCAUAUACACUCUCAACAGUAAGUUGUAUGGCUCCACUGUGCUGGCGAUGCCACUAGUCGCUAGUUUCAAACAUCUGAACAGCUGCAUUAGUCCUAUAUUAUAUUUUCUCGUUGGAAAGGAAGCUAAAGGUAUUAUCAGAGAAUCCAUCAGUUUAAUGAAAUCUUCAGGAACUCAGAGCAAAUCAUCCGAGUGACCAAAGAGCCAGUGACAUAUUCAAACCAGAUGACGUGAUUUCAUUCUUUCACUAUAUUAGCUGGACAAGGAAAUAUAAAAAAAUGCAGUGUCCUUAACAAUAAUUUCUUUAUUUCUGUCAUUUAA
Erpetoichthys calabaricus (reedfish) is the source of this 1374-nucleotide messenger RNA. RefSeq names its product chemerin-like receptor 2. Bases 167 to 1249 code for a protein of 360 amino acids. Gene Ontology annotation, cellular component: plasma membrane. Gene Ontology annotation, biological process: phospholipase C-activating G protein-coupled receptor signaling pathway; complement receptor mediated signaling pathway; positive regulation of cytosolic calcium ion concentration. Gene Ontology annotation, molecular function: G protein-coupled receptor activity; complement receptor activity. The transcript has 3 exons. The record is from RefSeq and is a predicted model, not a curated record. Lineage: Eukaryota; Metazoa; Chordata; Cladistia; Polypteriformes; Polypteridae.